AUGGCGGGAAGGAGACCUCAUUCAAGAGCACAUAUUUCAACAAAGUCUGUGCAGCAAUAUCUGGACACGGUGGAGGAUAUGAAUGAGGAGCUAGGGAAGAUUAAGGAACUGAUCACCAAGUACGGAGACAACGAAGAACCCAAUGAAAAGCUUAAUACAAAAAUUAUCCUGGUACUUAACAAGGAUGGAAUCACCCAGCACCUUGAAGAAGCUGGGCGUCUGAACAACUUCCUGUUAAGGCUUACGGAACAUAACAAGCCCAUCAUCACUCGCCGCGUGUCUCGCAAAGGUACGAAUCACUAUGGAAAGAUACGCUCCCAUGCAAUCGAUUUGUAUGAAGCCCUCCAACGCAACUUUCAAACUUCCCCUGCCUGCAAUUGUAUGUUGCGUCCCGACGUGAACAUGAAGCUCGAGUUUCGCAACGCCAAAAUCACGGCAGAAGGUCUUCAUUUCCACGCGGUAUUCACAUCGGAUGCGCAGUUCUGCUCACCAUGGAACUGGCGGGAAAUUGAAAUGCAGCCCUGGGAGAGCAAAGCCACCAUUUGUCACGAGAGUCAUACUCGGGUCCAGCUUGCUAUCGAACCACCAGUUGCCAAGUAUGGAUACAUUUCCGACCUUUGUGCAGCGAUCAUAGGGCCUAUAUCAUCAUGGGAGUGGCUGGGGGCUAUCAAAAGCCACAAAGGCACACAACACCGCAUCAGGGCGAUAUAUCAUCGGCAAAGGCUACCGAGCUUCAAGGACAUCGAGACUGUGUCGCUUGCUGAAGUUCUAAGUGAUGAAGCUUUCCGUCUGGAGCAAAGGUCUCGCUUAGCUCUUAAGCUAGCUUCCUCGGUGAUGCAAUUAAAUACCACUGAGUGGCUAAGCGAUUACUGGAGUAAAUCCGACAUUUCAUUUCUCCGUUCCUUGGAGAAAGUUGACUUUAACAACCCACUAAUUCGACGAAGCUUCGGACCGCGACUUGGGCUGGCUUCUUUGUCGAACAGUCUUCCAAACCUUUACUGGAAUAUUCCAUGUCCCUUCUCACCAGGAGUUGUGAUCUUAGAACUAUGGUAUAGGCAGGCGCUCGAAAAGCUGAAGAAUGAGACGGAGAGAAAGAUGCCACCGGAGUACUCCGAUGUUCUGACAGCAAGACGCUUGGCCAGUGAGAUGGACUGUAGUCCAAAUUAUAAAAAUAGUGUGCAGCGAUGCGUGUCCGGGCUUGACGCUGCUUACACAAGCUUGAUGGAAGAUAAAUUUCGAGCGGAAGUAGAAGAGAAGAUCAUUUAUCCAUUGGAAGAGGAUCUGAGAUUCUACUGCAACAAAGAUUCUAUUGAAGAUUGCAUAUAG
Molecule: messenger RNA, 1326 nt
Organism: Penicillium odoratum
Lineage: Eukaryota; Fungi; Ascomycota; Eurotiomycetes; Eurotiales; Aspergillaceae
Product: Synaptobrevin
Exons: 3
Coding region: 1-1326 (441 amino acids)
Source: RefSeq, a predicted model, not a curated record